CCCACGCCCUAUUUAGCCCCGUCAUCAGACUUCUAUAAUCUUGAGCACGCUAUACAUACACGAUACACAAAAACAGAAAAAAGAUCAGGACGACCCCGACGCGCCACCACCUGCUCCUCCCGGCGGCUGCCUGCUCGACUCGAUUCCCCAACCGCAGCAGGGUCAACGACAGAACCUAUCGCGCGAUGGGCUUGGGACUGAGAUUGCCGUUCUUCCUACUCCUCUUGCUGCUGGUCAGCCUGGGAGCCGCACAAGGCCGGAGCACAGUUUUUCUUGAUAUCCAGGAGGAGGCUCGAGGCUCUGGUCAAAUCAUCAAGGAUCAACUAACUUUGAGCAAAAUUCCCGUGCGUGUUGAGAGGGGCAGCCCACUAUGCCCAGCUUGUGAGAAGUUUACAGAGGAAGCUCUUAGCUAUCUUAGUCAGAAACAAUCACAAGAUAAGAUGAUGGAGGUCCUUCAUGAAGCUUGUUCUCAGACAUUCUCGUUGGAAAAGAAGUGUGUUGAGUUUGUGGACUCCUAUGCAACUCUCUUAUUUGCCAAGAUCGCUGAGAUCAAGCCAGAAGAGUUCUGCAAACGAAAUGGCCUCUGCAGGGACAAUGCUCUUCUGUCUGGUGUGAGAAGUGAGAGCACAUGCGUGUUUUGCCACCACCUCAUGGAUGAAGUUUUGUCCAAACUGAAGGAUCCUGAUGCUGAGUUUGAGAUAAUUCAAAUUCUCCUCAAGGAGUGCAAGAAGAUCGAAGGUCAUGAACAGCAGUGCAAACGACUGGUCCUGCAAUACAUCCCUCUCAUCCUGGUGAACGGAGAGAAGUUCCUCGAGAAGAACGAUAUAUGUACCAUUGUCCAAGCGUGCGAUGCUGGCAAAAAGACAAUGGUCGGGCCAUUCUCCGAGGAGGGUUUGUUGCGUGAUGCAUGAAGGUAGAAAGACCACACCAGGCUGCGUAAACCCAGACGAAACAUUAUGCACUAGUUCUUCCUUGUUGUACAUAGGUGUCCAAAAAUUCGUCUGGCUUUUGCCUUGUACUGCUGCUCCUGCAUUCUGUGGAUGCUUUGUAUUAUAAAGGGAGCGGCAUGACAAACAGUUUAUUAUGUCAACUUGAAGCCGUGUUGUACUUAUUACUUCGUCAGUGUUUAAUUUGUAAUGACAUUUGAACAACUGUAGAUACUAAAUCGAGUUUCAGUCUGUCUGCUAAUAAGGGGGCUCUAGUCUCGUCA
Messenger RNA from Triticum urartu, 1210 nucleotides. RefSeq lists its product as uncharacterized. Lineage: Eukaryota; Viridiplantae; Streptophyta; Magnoliopsida; Poales; Poaceae. Gene Ontology annotation, biological process: lipid metabolic process. The record is from RefSeq and is a predicted model, not a curated record.